Messenger RNA from Tricharina praecox, 1577 nucleotides. RefSeq lists its product as uncharacterized. The record is from RefSeq and is a predicted model, not a curated record. The transcript has 3 exons. NCBI's taxonomy places the organism in Eukaryota, Fungi, Ascomycota, Pezizomycetes, Pezizales, Pyronemataceae. Gene Ontology annotation, molecular function: arylesterase activity. The coding region runs from base 196 to 1485 and encodes 429 amino acids.
CGCGAACGACCCCACCGAGUCCCGGCCCCACCAGCGCACUACCUGGAAGUGGCCGCUUUCGUGCGGAUCAUCCGAGGCCCAAUGUCAUCGCUUGUGAUGAAAGGUGUCCCGAACGCCGGUUUAAAAGUAUCUACUUGAGAACUGGAUUUGGGAACUCGAAAUACGGUCACCAUAUCUUCUGACUUUGCCAUCACUAUGGCGAGCAAAUUCAUCCUUCCCGGAGCUGUGGCUAGUAUCGCCCUCGUCGCUGUCCUGACCCCCUUCCUCCGCAACUCCAACGAACUCCUCAACGUCUACCAUGACUUCACACCUUACCAUGCCUUCGUCUCCGCCCUCUCGUCUACGUGCUCCCUCCUGCACGCGGAUCAAUUCCUCGGCUGCGAGGACAUGAAGCUGGUCGACGAUACCAUCUACACCGCCUGCAACACGGAUCUUCGCAACCGCCAGAAAUACUGGCCGGAGUACUCCCGUCAACCCCGCCCUUGGUCGGGCGAUAAAUUCUUCCGAUGGGACACCGCCACCGACAGCGUCGUUGAGAUCGAUCUGCGCGGCAUCCCCGGCGAUGACGGCACCGCCGAAACCCGCUCCUUCCACGGCUUCGACGUAAACGUCCUCCCCGACGAGACCGUCAGUAUCUACGUGAUCAACCAUCUCCGCCACGAGAGCGUGGUCGAGAAAUUCGUCCACUCCCCCGACACCGCGUUCGCGACACACGUCGCACGGCUGAACACCACUGUCGCGGGCGCCCCGCCGCACCCGAACAACGUCUUCUCGCUUCCCGAGCGCGAUGCGGAGAACGCGAUUUUUGUCACCAACGACCAUCUGUACGCCCACGGUCCGCAGAGGAUCUUUGAAGAGAUUACACAGCGCCAGUGGGCGUGGGUUUCGUUCUACUCCGACAAGACGGGCUGGAAGAAGGUGCUCGAGAAUGUGGCUAGUGCCAACGGUAUCGCCGGCGAUAAGUCUGUCGACGGUAGACGCGUCUAUGUCUCUGAGAUCUUUAGGGGCAUCAUCCGUGUGCUUGAGCCUGUUGGCGACGAGGGCGAGCUGAAGGAGGUGCAGCAGGUGAAGGUGGGCAUGCUCGGUGAUAAUCUCGGACGGUUCGGUGAUGAUCUGUACAUCACUGGGCCUGCGAAGGGCCUGCCGGUUGAGCACUAUAUGCGAGACCCUGAGACAGCGGGAUCUCCCGGGAUGGUCGUCAAGAGGAUCAACACCAAGCAGCUCGGUGGCGGGUUCUUUGGUGGCGGGUACACCGCUGAUCCAAUUGUCGAGUUGCUGAUCAAGGACGAUGGAAAGCUGGGAAACAUGACUACGACGUCCGUGUUUAAGGCGCAUAAGAUUGAGGCGCCGGUGAAGGCCAAGCAAGAGGAGCAGGACGACGAGGAAAUGAUGGUCGAGGAGCAGACAACGGGCCAGCCGAAGGGUGAUCUUUUCAUUACCGGACUACAGUUCAAAGGUAUCAUGAAGUGCACGAACUUUGAGUAGGCGGCUACCAGGCUGUACAUAUGCUGGCGGCGAUAUUAUGUAUAUAAAAAUAGGGCGUGAAUGAAUGAACGAUCACGAAAGCUUAGCGGACG